CCAUAUAUAAUACCCUUCCAGGUAGAAGAACCAUCCUUCUUGGACUAUAAGGAAGGAUUAAGAAUGAAUUGGCCUUUUAAAUACUUAUCCUCAGACAUCUUGGCACAUAAUCCUCAAACAUCUUGGCACAUAAUCCUCAAACAUCUUGGCCUUCUAAAUACCUAUCCUCACCUUUCUCUUUCUUUCUCCCUUUCCCCCCAUCCUAUUUCUAUUUCACCGCUUCUUGCUCCAAUCCGUUUUUUUCUCUUUUCAACUUUCUCAACCAAUUUCUUAUUUAUGAAUUGUCCAAGAUAUUUAGAACCUUGGUUUUUAUGUAAAAUUUGAAAGUACGUUUGUUCGUGAUAAUGUAGGUUUUUUUUUUUUUUUGAUAACUCUUGAUAAUGUAGUUGAAGAUGUAGAAGUAUUUGACAAGUUAAAUACAAUUUGGGAGAUAUCAUAAAAAAACCAAAGUAGACCUGCCGAAAUUUCAAAGGAAAAUUUUCAAUUGGAAAAAUUGACUACGAUCAAAGAUUCUGAUCAAAUUUUGGUCCAGUGUCAACUUUUUGAAACCAUUACAUUUUGGGAUGACCAGAGAAAAGAAAAAAAAAAUUAAAUACGAGAAAAAGUGAAAGAAUCAAAUGACGUGUAAUCUUAGGAAAGCCCUUGAUAUCGGACGUGUAAUCUUUAGUCUGGCUCCAAGCCCUCGAGAAGAAGCCAGACAGACUCAGGGUCAGUUAAGUUAAGAUUGAGAGAGAGAGAGAGAGAGAGAGAGAGAGAGAGAGCGAGAACGAGAAACAGGGAACAGAGAGAGUUGUUUGAAUAAAAAUGGCGGUUGAGAAAGGAAGGUACUGUGUAACAGGGGCUGGCGGGUUCGUUGCGUCUUGGGUCGUUAAGCUUCUGCUUUCCAAGGAUUGUACUGUCCACGGCACCGUUAGAGACCCCAGCAAUGACAAGUACGCCCACUUGAAAAAACUUGACAAGGCAUCUGAGAACCUUCAACUAUUCAAAGCUGACUUAUUGGACUAUGAGUCCCUUCGUGCAGGGAUUCUAGGAUGCGACGGAGUAUUUCAUGUUGCUAGUCCAGUCCCCUCCAGCACUGUGCCAAAUCCUGAGGUAGAAGUCGUUGAACCUGCUGUGAAGGGAACACUUAAUGUACUUAAAGCAUGCCUUGAAGCAAAAGUCAAACGAGUUGUUUUUGUGUCCUCUGUUGCUGCUGUGAUCAUGAAUCCUAGGUGGUCUGAAGGUCAAUUGUUGGAUGAAACUUGUUGGUCGGAUAAGGAAUACUGCAGAAAAACUGAGAAUUGGUAUAGUCUUUCAAAAACUUUAGCAGAAUGGGAGGCUCUGGAGUUUGCAAGAAGAAAUGGGCUUGACUUGGUAACUGUCUGUCCUACACUUAUUUUGGGGCCAAUUCUGCAGUCCACUGUAAAUGCAAGUACCUUGGUCCUCAUCAAGCUUUUGAAAGAAGGGUAUGAGUCAUUGGAAAACAAGGUCCGAAUGAUAGUUGAUGUGCGGGAUGUAGCUCAAGCAGUCCUUGUGGCGUAUGCGAUGCCCGAGGCUGAAGGAAGAUACAUAUGCACCGGCCACCAUAUCAAGGCAAGAGAUCUCGUCGAGGAGCUGAGGAGCAUUUAUCCUGACUACAAUUAUCCUAACAACUUUAUUGAAGUAGAAGAACAACAGCGGUUGAGCUAUGAGAAACUGCAAAGGUUGGGUUGGAGUGCCCGACCAUUGAAUGAGACGCUCGUUGACACUGUUGAAAGCUACAAAGAGGCCGGACUUUUGGAUUGAAAAGAUAUCAUAGCAUGCUUUACCUAACUAAAUUUUCUGAACUCAUCUUACAAAGAGGAAAGUUUGGCUCGUUGCAAAUUAGCUUGGAGUCCACUUUAUUACAUAUGUUACUUUUGUCUUUAGGUAAUGAUAGUUAUUAUUAUACUUCAUCUUUUAGUUAUCUAUUCUGUUUGUUGGGAAAAUAGUCCUUUGGCUUUAGCCUUUAUGUUGCUAUUCUUUGACUUGUUCGCGUUGGCAUAAUCCAUUGAGGGAUCAUUUGUCUAUGGGAGGGAUGGGUGUUAGUUACCAAUUAAAUUUAGGUGUUUGGAUUGUCUUGAAAAGGGUCUUUGUUUUAGCCUUUCCCUACGAGUUCUUAUUUAGUGAAAUUUUUUG
Prunus persica (peach) is the source of this 2136-nucleotide messenger RNA. RefSeq names its product cinnamoyl-CoA reductase 2. The transcript is spliced from 6 exons. The coding region runs from base 805 to 1764 and encodes 319 amino acids. Lineage: Eukaryota; Viridiplantae; Streptophyta; Magnoliopsida; Rosales; Rosaceae. Gene Ontology annotation, molecular function: oxidoreductase activity, acting on the CH-OH group of donors, NAD or NADP as acceptor. The record is from RefSeq and is a predicted model, not a curated record.